Molecule: messenger RNA, 1413 nt
Organism: Acytostelium subglobosum LB1
Lineage: Eukaryota; Evosea; Eumycetozoa; Acytosteliales; Acytosteliaceae
Exons: 3
Biological process (GO): sterol biosynthetic process
Cellular component (GO): endoplasmic reticulum; membrane
Molecular function (GO): squalene monooxygenase activity; FAD binding
Source: RefSeq, a predicted model, not a curated record
AACAAAUAUAUAAACAGAUGCUAUGAGAUGAGCAACAUCGAAUCAGAUUCAAUCGAUGAAAAUGAGAACGACAACUCAUCAUUGUCUCAAUCAAACGAACAACAACAACAGGAUCAACAACAACAACAAGAGGAUCAAAACUAUGAUAUAAUUGUUGUUGGUGCAGGAGUGGCUGGUGCUGCUUUGUCACGUACUCUAGGAGUGGCUGGACGUCGUGUGCUGUGUGUCGAGAGGGAUCUACGAGAGCCAGACCGUAUUGUCGGUGAGUUGAUGCAACCUGGUGGUGUGCGUGCACUCAGACAACUGGGCAUGGGCGAAUGCUUUGAGGGCAUUGACGCCACUCCAGCCUACGGCUACGGCAUCUUCAAGCCAAAUGGCAGUGUGAAGCUCUCCUAUCCAUGCGACUCCUCAACCAAACCCAUCAAUGGCUUCAGUUUUCACCAUGGUCGCUUCGUCCAGAAGCUUCGUCAUCAAGCAUCACUUGUCGAGGAGGCUUAUGCCCCGCUGACAAUUGUAUGCGAUGGUUGUUUCUCUAAUCUUAGGAGGACUCUCACCACUCAGACUCCCCAAGUCACUUCAACUUUCGUUGGUAUGAUAUUGAAAGACUGUGAACUACCAUUCCCUGAGCAUGGACAUGUAUUCUUGGUUGAUCCAUCACCAAUAUUGAUGUAUAGAAUUGGUAGCAACGAGAUUAGAGUGCUGGUGGAUGUACCAGGCGACAAGUGUCCUUCAAACUCACAACUCAAAUCGACAUUCGAAUUGGAAACCGCUCCACAGUUGCCAGAACAAUUGCGAACAGCAUUCAUCCACGCUCUCCACAAUGACCAACUCAAGAAGAUGCCAAACUCUCGACUGCAUCCAGACGAUAUUGCUCAACCAGGUGUCAUAAUGAUUGGUGACGCUUGGAACAUGCGCCAUCCCUUGACUGGUGCCGGUAUGACCGUGGCAUUGUCCGAUGUCUGCAUCCUAACCAGCCUGCUAGCCAACUGCUCACAGGCUGACCUAUUGGACCACGACAGGAUGAAGACAAUCAUGCUCAAGUUUAGAGUACAGCGCACACCAUUGGCUUCAACGAUGAACGUAUUGGCUGGCGCCCUCUACAGAGUGUUUAGUGCCGACAAUGAUAAUCUGCGUCAGGCUUGUCUUGGCUACCUUGGCCUCGGUGGUGAGUUCUCUGCUGGACCGGUGGCGCUGCUUUCUGGGCUGCGUCCUAAACCAUCAGUGUUGGCAAUGCACUUCUUUGCCGUAGCACUGUAUGGAGUGAUGAGGACACUGUGGCCAUUCCCAACACCUGGUCGAAUCAGGACCUGCUAUCGUAUUCUCUCUGCGGCAGCCGAGAUCAUUGUUCCACUACUUCGACGAGAGCGUGUGCUAAAGUCUCUGUGUGUCCUUUGCAAUGUCCUGCGUUUGACC